This is a messenger RNA of Pseudoliparis swirei, 3117 nucleotides long. It is a transcript of the gene tdrd5, whose product is annotated as tudor domain containing 5. Gene Ontology annotation, biological process: spermatogenesis. The transcript is spliced from 18 exons. Lineage: Eukaryota; Metazoa; Chordata; Actinopteri; Perciformes; Liparidae. The record is from RefSeq and is a predicted model, not a curated record. The coding region runs from base 158 to 2731 and encodes 857 amino acids.
GCGACGACGACAAACCUAACGGUCACUUUUUGUUUCGUGUUGCCCGUUUUUAACGCCACACAUUGCGUCAUCGCUCCAACAACGUGCGCGCGGCGCUGGCUAUUAGCAGCAGGUGUGCUGAGAGGCUCACGAGGCCCGACACGUUUUGGGGGGCAGGAUGGACCACGACGAGGUGCUGGCGAAGCUGAGGAAGGACGUCCGCUCCCUGCUCAUCUCCUCCAAGGUGGGCUUGGAGCCCGACCAGCUCCGGCGGGACUACAUGGCCAUGUUGGGGCACCCCGUGCCCCUGAAGGCCCUGGGCUUCAGACACAUCAUGGACAUGGUGGAGGAGAUGCCCGACGUGGCGUCUGUACACUUCAGGCCAGAUGGCAGCACAUUCCUCAAGGCCGUUGGCGACGAUUCCACCCGAAACAUCGAGGAGCUGGUAGCCCAUCAGCGCAUGUCUAAGACCACCAAGGCCUCCAGGAGGGGAGGCGGCAGCUACUUCUCGUCCCGCUACCGCCACCCCCCCCCCGCCGUGCUCCUCCCAAGAAGAGGCCGCGCCCCUCUGGCCGUGCCCGUCCAGCUCCGGGCUCAGCUCAGCAUCAUGCUCUCCCAGGGUCCGCUCCGGCUGUCGGACCUGGAGGCCGGCUUCCUCCGCUGCUUCGGCCACCCGCUGCGCGUCCACAACUACGGCUUCUACUCCACCGGGGAGAUGCUGGAGGCGCUGGCGGACCUGGUCCUCGUCCAGCAGGGCCGGCUGGGCUCGGUUCUGACCCUGAAGGACCACGUGCUGCCCAAGCCGCCGCUCAGGCUCGCCAGCUCGCCGAGGACCGGACCCGUGAAGCCGGACUCCAGAACUCAGACGCCUACAAACGUCUCAGUCCCAACGAAGCAAAGUCCUGUGGACCGGCCCCCCCCGGAGGCCCCGGAGCCCACCUCGGACCCUCAGGAGCCAUCAACCGGAAACGAGAACCAGGAAGCGAAGCCUGAGCCGUUCUUCCAGAAACGUGUUCGUGAGCUGGAGGAGGAGCUUCGCCACAGAAUCCUGGAGAACGGAGUCGCCGGCACGAUUAGUCCAGAGCUGAAGGAGAAGCUGCAACAGGUCGUCGGUCAGGCCGGCGGUCGAGGAUUGUCGGUGCACGAUCUGCCUGACGAGUACAAGAAGCUCUUCGGGGAGGAGCUCCCGCUCCAACGAAGCGGCUUCGUCAGCGUCACCGAACUGGUCGGCGCCAUGAGCGACGCCUUCCGGCUCAAAGCGGAGCCGAGUGGCGCCGGGCAACACUGGAUGGUCACGGGCGUCCCGGACAACGCACCAACAGGCUCCGAGGCGACCGAGUGGGCUGAUGACGCUCAGACGAGCUACUACACUCGUUGUGCCGAGUCUCGUUGGGAAGGAAAGCUGGAAGGAGACGAUGAAGACGAUGAUGAUGAUGGCCCAGCAGCCGAUGAGCACGAGGAGACGAAGACCAGCAACAACGUCAAGACCCACGAGCUGGUGUACCCGGCCAUCCAGGUGCAUCGCGGCGCGGUGCCGCUGGACGCUCUGCAGAGUCAGCGCCUCGAGCCGCCGACGCGGCACGCCGCCCGGCAGCUGGUGGAGGUCCUGGUGGAGCACGUGGAGUCGCCCGGACACUUCUACGUCAGCUUCAGUGGCAGCGAGGAGAGCGGCGCCUUGCAGGACAUGAUGUUCGACAUGAGACGAUGCUACACCUGUCCCCAGGUGAAGCAGCGGUACCGGCUCCCCGAGCGCUUCGUCCGGCCGGGCCAAGCCUGCUGCGUGUCGCCCAUGGGAAUGUGGUUCUACCGGGUGGUGAUCCACCGGGUCAUCAGCGCCGCCGAGGUGGAGGUGUACUACGUGGACUAUGGCGACGUCAUGGUGGUGCAGAGAGCCAGCCUGGCCUUCCUCAAGUCUUGUUAUUCGGUUCUUCCGGCUCAAGCUGUGCCGGCAUCGCUCGCUGGGAUCAGACCCACCGCCGGCGGCUGGACUGCAGAGGCCGGGGCUUGUUUCCAGAAGAUGUGCGCUGACUGCCCCCUGGUGGGCGCUCUGGACCGUUACACCGGAGACGUGCUGCAGCUCUACAUCUGUGACACGCGCACCAAGCAGGACCUCUAUGUCCACGCCGCGCUGCUGAGCCAGGGCCACGCGGCGGCCUGUGGGCCGGCGGCCAGCGCGGCGCUGUGUGUCCUCAACGGGCCGGUGAGUCUCUACCUGGGGGACGGGAGGGUGGAGCUGCCCGAAGUAGAGGAGGAAGAAGAAGACAUUCCUGAACUGUCACUGCAGGUAACGAGAACCGUCUCCACAUCUCAGGCAGAAGACGACGAAGAGAUGCCCGACCUGGAGGAGAUUGAGUACAGCGGGGGGCCCUAUGACCAGAUCUUCAGCUACCGUGGAGGUGAGUGGCCCCUGGCCCACCAGUCGCCCCCCCCCAGUCCUUCCUGUUGGACCCCUCUGGCUCCUCCAGACCUGAUCCAGACCACGGCACCGGCUCAUCGUGGAGCUCAUCUCGAGACGCUGACUCCUCCUCCUCCUCCGACUCCGUCCGUCACCUCCGGGUCACGGGAUCCUCCGAAAGAGGAGCAACACGAGGUCGCCGCCCCCUUGUUGGACACGCCCCCUUCUAUUCUGAGGACCCUGAGCCUCCUCACCCCGGCCCUGGGCCAGAUCCACAACUACACUCGGGGCAUACCGAUCUCUACGGGCUUCUGGCAAAACUCUGGCAUGCGGUUCCCUUUGUUUGGGUCCCGGUAGGCCGGUUCUCCUUCAGCCAGACCCAGAACCACGGAGGCCGACCCCGAAGGAGAGAGCGGUCCUGUCGACGUCAUUCACACUCGGAAAAAGUGGCAAAAGCAUUUUUUAUAAGAAGUUAUUUUUAAAGUCGUCUGGAUGCGUUCACCUGAGUAUUGGUGUGUUGACGAGGAGUUGGAGCACUGGCCCUUUAAGAGUUACAGGAAGUGGACGUCUGUUCUUUUUUAAACGUAGAAGCCGGUGAAAGUUUUAGUUGUUCCACGGGAACGUUUCAUCUGAGGCCGUCGAGAUGUUUGACGUGUUAAACGGUUUCAUUUCUUUAUAAAUACUAAUAUAUCUGUUCUGGACCGGUUCAAAUACUGUUAAAAUAAACAUUACACAAGUCACGA